Molecule: messenger RNA, 3747 nt
Organism: Durusdinium trenchii
Lineage: Eukaryota; Dinophyceae; Suessiales; Symbiodiniaceae
Source: the annotation of a GenBank genome assembly
AGUUUUCGUCAAACAUGAAGCGGAAACCGACAUGUGCACAUCUUGGCUCCAGACGGUUAUGUGAUAGGCAAAGGUUCAACAUUUUCCGGGCCAUGGCUUGUCAAGACAGGCUGAUCCUAGUGGUCCUGUUGUGCCUUUCGUUGGACUUCCUGAUUCUUCCGCUCUAUGCUCAAGAAGCCACAUGCUUGGCCGAUGCAGUUCCUGAAGGGAAACGGCAGAAUCUGGUUAAUGGAAAUGCAACCUAUCCCAUUGGGAUUUGGGUGAAUGGGUGGCCAGCAGGGUUUGUCACAGCGUCCAUGGUGCGGAUCUUGUUGGAGGAACGGCUUGGGUUCAAGGCCAUCGAGCAAGGGCCCGGGUGGAACACCGUGGAUGGCUUCUAUGCGCUUGCCGGAUGCCUCACACCGACCAACAUCGAGGACCGUGGGUGUGAGCCGAAGCCAACGACAACUUACAACCACAUUUGCGUCGAGGGAUGGACCGAAUCCUAUGCUGCCACAUGGGCAGAAAUUGAACGUGAUCUCACAGAAACAGCUCCGGAAAAUCUGGGAAACAUGGGCUACUUUGGGAAGACAUCCAUGUUUCUGCCUGCCAGUGCGCAAGAGGCUGCUUACAAUGCCGAAGGCUUGAUCUUGGAGUUUUAUCGUGGCUUCAAUGUCUCUUGGACAACUCCUUCCAGGUACUUUCAGCCGCCCAGUGUCAUAGACACCAGUUUGCUCAAGCGCUGCAAUGAGACGAGAAUGAUGAUUUCCCAGGCCAUGGAGUUCUAUGCAAACCUCACUGGGGACUGGGACGGGGUGGAGAUCAUCACUGGGCCAACAGGGCGAGAAGUACGGGGGAAAUGCUUUCAAGAAUAUUUCUGGUACCCGCCGUCCUGCCGUGAGGAUACUUCCUUGUGCGUUCCAUUCUUCACAGGAGGAAAUGGCUGGAACUAUGAAGAAACUAUGCAAAAGGCCACGGCUUGGAAUAUGCCAUUGGCACCAGCCGUUGCCAAAGAUUGGUCGACCUACACAAACCUACCCAUGCAGGUGCUGAGCACUUUCUACUGGUGGGUGCCAGAUCCGACAUUCAUCAACUUGAAGCCGAUGGAAAUUGCUUUCCCGCCCUUUGAUCGGCAAGCUUUUGCUGCCGGCGACAAACGGAGCUCGCCAAGCGCUUUGACGGUGGACAAGUACACGAGCAAGGACUUGGGCCAGUUGGCUCCAUCGGCCAAGGACAUGAUCCGAGCGCUGAUCCUUGAUCUGCCGAUGGUGAAUGACAUGCUCAGAGACCAGUUGGCUACAGGAGAUUCGAACUGGCAGGUGGCAUGUCGCUGGCUCAGAGCGAAUGAGAACGUGUGGAAGAGCUGGCUACCUGAUCCCACCCAGUGCUACGCUCAAUUUGGUCUCUAUCACGAGGCAAGUGGUCAGUACGUGACAGAUCGACGGUUUCCAAGCGGCCUGUCAUGCCAUGCAUGUCCGUCUGGCACGUACUCCGACAAGCUGGUGGACGAGAGAGGCUUGACGUUCGCAUGCCUUCCUUGUGAAGCUGGAACAGCCCAACCCUCCGGGGCCUCUCUGAAGUGUGAACCGUGUCAAAGUGGUGAAUAUCAAGACCAGCGCGGACAAAAGUCCUGCAAUCGCUGUGGCUUUGGUGAGUACCAGGAUGAACAAGGACGUACAGGAUGCAAGCGAUGUCCGCCGGGCACUACCACACUGGGUUUCGGCUCCAAGUCGAUUGCAGAUUGUGGUUGCGAUGUGGGGACCAUCAAUGCCGGCGAUGGAGGUACAAUGAAUUGUAUCCCAUGCAUGGAUGGCUUGCAUUGCCCCUUUGGUUCCACAGUAAGCGAGCUAAAGAGCGGCGAGUCUGUUCUUGGGCAGGACUACACCCCCGUGCUCAAGAAAGGCUUCUUCUCUACAAAAGAUCAACCCACAGAAGUGUUCAAGUGUGGUACAGAGGAGCAUUGCCCUGGGGGCAAGCCAGGAGAAUGUGCUGGAGGUCGUGAGGUCACCCCAUGUGCUGAAUGCCCAGCCAGCACAACGUGGGUUGAUGACACGUGCCAUGAAUGCAACACAUGGACCAUCGUUUUAUGGAUGCUUGCUGUUUGCGGUUUCCUGCUGGCGCUGACGGCGGCAUACUAUUUGAUGAAUCCACAUGUGAACGCAAAGGCAACAGCGAGGGAAGCUGUGGGAAUGUCUGCGAGUGUGACAGUGGCUUUGGUACAAUCUCUGGCCAUUUUUGGUUUGAUGACGGUGAAGUGGCCCAGAUCUUUCCAGGCAGUUUCGUGGAAUUCACGGAUCUUUCUGCUCGACAUUGAAGACUUCUCCUUUUCAUGCUUGGCCAGUGGCCCAACCCCUUUGCGCUACGUCUUUACGAUCCUCGUGUUUCCAGCCGGGAUUCUUUGGUUAUUCUUCUGUUUUCUUGCCUCCCAACGGUGCUGGCGGAAGUGGAAAAGGAGCAUGACAAAGAAUACAGCAGGACACUUUAUCCAAGUGGGUUUCAGCACCAUGUCAGCCUUGGCCUUGCAGCCGCUGAUGUGCUACACCCACCCCAACGGGCUGCAAAGUCUUUUGAAGCAUCCGGGCGUUCUGUGUGGCAGUGGGGAGCACUCCAUGAUGUUGCUGGCUGGUAUCCUGUUGCUCACUUGUGGUGUUAUCAGCUUCCUCGCCAUGUGCAGUUGGGCUGUGUGCAAACUUCCCAGAUGGAGCACUUCAAAUUUCGACGCGGUGAAGAGUGUGGCCUUCCUGUUUGCGCGCUUCAGGAUGGACCGAUGGUGGUUUGGGGUGCCAUUGCUCUUGCGUGGGCCUUUACUCUCUCUUUGUGUGGUGGCAGCGACAGAUUUCCCGCCUGCACAGACCACAGGCGGAAUCUUCAUCAUUGCUGCAUUCCUGCUGUUGCAGGUCAUGGCAUGGCCAUGGAAGCUACCUUUGCUGAACAUCUUGGACACUUGGGUUUCAGUGAUCUUGCUGAUGUUGAUCAGUAUUACUCCAAAAGCAGAGAGUUCAGCUGCAGAAGAUCUUGAAGUGUUCCAUGAGGUGAUCUCAAUCGUCCUCUUGGCUGGCAUCGUGGUGGGUCUUGGUUCUAUGGCCAGCAUCUUGGGCUGCGUGUUGGCAAAUCAGUUCCUUUGCCAGAAGGGUAUUGUGACCUACCGGAUCCUGGACCUGAUCAGCGUGAACCCGCAGGAGGUAGCCAAGAGGUUGACCAAGACCGCCCAACAGCUCUUGGAGUGUCAAAAGACAGAAGAGCGUUUGCAGCAAUUGAAUCCUAUGGAUCUUGGACGCAUCGACGCUGCCAUCGCCCUUUUGGUCACUGAUGUCAUUGGCUCUGACUGGUAUGGAUCAAGGAGGGUCAACCUCUCAGGCUUCCACGAAGAAUCCCAGAUGUCCAGCGCAGACGUGCAGAAUGACAAGACACCAAGCACGGCUGAAGAGGAUGCAGUAGUUAUGGCUACUGUUGUGUCUGACGGCCCAGUGUGCUCAACCGCUUCCCUACCAUCGAGCGAAGUGGACAAUGAGGAUCUCAUGGUUGCAACCGACAGCGAUGCUAUACUGAAGGUUGCCCCAGUUGUGGCCGUUAAUUUGUAGGUCCGGACUGGACAUACACAGUAUGUCCUUCUUUCCUCACUUCCAAAGUCGUGCGCGCCGAGCGCACUUGCAACAUUCUGCGCCCUGCAUAACAUGCUUGCAAAGUUGCAACGCUUCUGAUGCGUCCUUUUUCCUUUUUUUUUACCUUAUCAUAAAACUGCACCAUCUCGAGUCCAUUAUGCCCUGC